GACUUGAACAAUGUGGGGCGCCAAAUAUGUUUCACUGGCUAUAGUCAACGCUCCGAGUCUGUCUAAUGGCUCAGUUCCCGUGUGUGAAUACGAAUUCUUUUUCAAGCCUGAGAAUCACAACUUUCUCUUUCUGGCUCGCGGAACAUCAUCCAAGCAUCAAUCGACUAAAUCCCAGGGCCAUCUAUCACCAAAGUGCGAUCUCUCGAAUAUGCCACUAGGCCGUAAUUUUGAGGGAGGGAAUCCCCCCCAGAAAACUACUAUCCUCGUUAUCGGUGGUGGACCCGCAGGAAGCUUCGCUGCAUCUGCUCUUCAGCGUGAAGGCCAUCAAGUUGUCCUCCUGGAAUCUGCAAAGUUCCCCAGAUAUCAUGUGGGCGAAUCUAUGCUUCCUUCUCUGAGGAACUACCUCCGGUUCAUCGGUAUGGAAGAAGAAUUCGUUAACCAUGGAUUCUUGACCAAGCCUGGCGCUACCUUCAAGCUUGUCCAAGGUUUACGCGACAGCUGGACCGAUUUCACGGCACUGGGUCCUGGAUAUGGAACUUGGAACGUUAUUCGUUCAGAAAUGGACAACCUCAUGCUUCGCCACGCGGAGAAAGAGGGUGUGCAGGUCUUUGAGGAGACUCGCGUCGAAUCAAUCGAUUUCGAAGGCGAACCUGCCUCCUCUCGGCCCAUCGCCGCGCACUGGACGAACAAGCAAGGUGGCUCUGGAAAAAUCUCGUUCGACUGGCUUGUCGACGCAUCCGGCCGGGCUGGCGUCAUGUCGACCAAAUACCUGCAGAACAGAGAGAUGCGUGAAACUCUGCGCAACGUCGCUGUUUGGGGCUACUGGAAAGACUGCAAGAGAUAUGCAGCGGGCACGAAGAAGGCAAACUCGGCUUGGUUCGAGGCGAUGACCGAUGAAAGUGGGUGGAUGUGGGGGAUUCCACUUCAUGAUGGGACGACCUCGGUCGGUGCUGUGAUGCAUCAAAAUGCGUCUAAUGCCAAAAAGGCGAAGGUUAAUGCCGAAGGAAACAAACCAUCGCUCACCGAGCACUACCUCGAUCAACUUCAAUUCGGUCCAGGCGUUAGAGAGAUCAUUGGAGACAAGGGACACAUGAUUCCUGGAAGUGUGAAAAGCGCUGCUGACUACAGCUACUUCGCCUCACGGUAUUCUGGCGAUCACUUCCGAAUUAUUGGAGAUGCUGCUAACUUCAUAGACCCCUUCUUUUCCUCUGGUGUUCACAUCGCCAUGACUGGAGGACUUGCUGCUGCCGCUACCAUUUGUGCCUCUAUGAAAGGUGAAGUUGAUGAGCAAACGGCACAGAAUUGGCAUGACACGAAAGUUGGCAUCGCCCACACCAGGCAAGUCUAUCAUGUGUUUCACAGUGGCAAAUUUUUGUUUGUCGUUUUGGGAGCCUACAAGCAGAUGCGCCUGCAGUCUAUCCCUGUUCUCAGUGACGUAAAUGCAGACAACUUCGAUCACGCAUUCGAAAUGUUCCGUCCAGUCAUCUAUGGAUUAGCGGACAGCUCUAAGGAGUUGACGGACGCCAAGGUCUUGGAGAUGAUGGAAAUCUGCCAGCGGUUCUUCGAUCCUUUAGUAAACGAAGACGACAUCAAGGCUGCACGAGAGCGUUAUGGCGAAGAGCUGAUCACGAUGCAGGCGCCUGUGUUGGGACGAGACAAGAUAGAGGAACUCGUGCACGAAGACGAGAAAUCAGAGCGGGUGCUGCGCAAGUUCGACGCGCUCAAGGUGUUUAGAGACGAUGUGGAGGCAACGUACAUGAGCAGACACCCUCUGCUUGGUUAUGUGGCCAAAGUAGAGAGGGGGAACCUUGGGUUGAUGAAGGCCCCCGAGAAGCCUGGCGAAGCUUUGAACGGAUCGGCGACGACGGCCGAUAUGUAUCGAAAUAUAUCCCCAGAGACUCUUCCUAGCACCGUGGGGCACAUUUUCGCCGAGUGCUACGACAGUCCCCGAACAAUCACAGCCAACGGUAUUGCAACGCCGCCGAUUGCACCCCCUUCCUACCAUGCAGAAGUGUAAACACAAUGCAUGAGAUGGUGGUGAAACAAGGGUUCAUGCAAUCAGUAGGGUUCUGCAUCACAGAAUGAACCUUGACCAGAAUCUCAUCAGGAUCUGGUUCUGGUAAGGCAAUAUCGUUGAUUUCAAACCCUCCGUCUCCACUUGUGAACAGUGCUUUCAUGGUGUCCUGAACCUGGAAAGAUAUGUGGUAGUAGUGGCGUGAAAGAACUUUGAUCAAGUACUAUUUAUGAUCGG
Molecule: messenger RNA, 2251 nt
Organism: Serpula lacrymans var. lacrymans S7.9
Lineage: Eukaryota; Fungi; Basidiomycota; Agaricomycetes; Boletales; Serpulaceae
Gene: hal1
Product: putative halogenase
Exons: 12
Coding region: 11-2017 (668 amino acids)
Molecular function (GO): FAD binding; catalytic activity
Source: RefSeq, a predicted model, not a curated record